AUGCUUGUUUAUUUCUGCGCUGCUCAUUUGGUGCACCGUCGGGCAGGUCAUGUGGCUGAGAUUCAUACUGCGUUGGAGCAGUCUGUUGCGAUAUACGUUCGUUAUUACCCCCACGUGCUGGUGAUGCUCCCAUUCCUGUGGUUCCUGCUGCUGUACAUAGAGAUGGAGAUGUUGCUUCGCACUCCCGUCAGCACCACGAUUGGCCUCUUGAGUUGUUCGUUGAUCGUUACGCCAGCUUCCUUGAUGGCCCCAGGAUCGAGCGCGUUGGGAGGAGCUCAGGAGCUCGCAAGGCCAGCGCUGCAUGCUUGA
Messenger RNA from Prorocentrum cordatum, 309 nucleotides. The record is from the annotation of a GenBank genome assembly. NCBI's taxonomy places the organism in Eukaryota, Dinophyceae, Prorocentrales, Prorocentraceae.